Molecule: messenger RNA, 1382 nt
Organism: Mercenaria mercenaria
Lineage: Eukaryota; Metazoa; Mollusca; Bivalvia; Venerida; Veneridae
Product: ly6/PLAUR domain-containing protein 6-like
Exons: 4
Coding region: 13-498 (161 amino acids)
Molecular function (GO): acetylcholine receptor regulator activity
Source: RefSeq, a predicted model, not a curated record
AGGUCGGAUACAAUGGAAUACUUCGUACCGGGUGUUGUGUUGGUGUUUUUCGUUUCCAUGACAGCAAAAUCUUCCAGCAUGCACAUCCAGAUAGAGUAUGGUAAUUUUGAAGCGCUGACAUGUUACACGUGCCCUCUGAAAAAGGACAACGAAGAAUGCAAUAACUGGGCGCCCGACAUCCCCUGUCCACUCAGACACACUGUAUGUAAGACAGUACACCGUAUAAACGACAGAACCGGAGAAAGUCUACAGGUUGACAAGUUCUGCGCCUUGCCAGAACAAUGUAGCAACGAUCACGUAGGCUGCAAGGGUACCUCCAAUGAAGGAGAAAUUGAAUGUGUAUCUUGCUGUACGGUAUCCUAUUGCAACGUCGCUGUACCAUACAACGUUAGUACGUCACAUACGUUAUCCGCCUCUUUGAUACCUUCAGCUGCAAGUGACGUGGCCAGAAUCAACUUUCCAUUGGUUGUUGUAGCAUUGAUGACGUUGACUUUUUGAAAUAAUUAGUCAGCCCUUGAUUAAUUAAAGUGCUUGAACUGUGCUUCACCAUAAAAAGUGCUAUGAGACUUGUUCUAGAAUGAAAGAAAAUGCACCGAGACUUGUACCAAAAAGGGAAUAUAAUGACACUAGACUUAUUACAGAGUGGGGAAAAUGCCACGCAAUUUAUUCCAGAUGAUGAAAAAACGCGACGAGAUUUAUUCAACAAUGCCAGAAUCAAAAAACAUGCGGCCACGAGGUUUGUUCAAGAAUGGGGAAAAAACGUUACGAGACUUUUUCUUGAAUUGUAGAAAAGGCUUGUUCUAGAUUGGAAAAAUGUAAUCAAGAUAUAAACUGGUUUCACAACAAUGUUUCUGGUUACUGAUUGAACGAACGUCUCCUCGUUGUUCUGCUGUUUCGUUAAGGACUUUGACCAAUUUCAUGUUGUUUCGUUGAUGGUAUCUAAGUGCUGCUAUAUCAUAUUGUAUGGUAAUAAAAUUGUCGAAUAUGAAUAUUAAAAAUGAGCUAAUUUAAAAAUAAAUAGAAAUGUUCCUUAUGUAUUAGCUUCUUUUCUUAUUUUUUAGAUAAGACCUAAGAGUGAUUUCUCAGACCCUUAGUAUUUUUUUUUCAUCUGUCUGUUGUCUGUUGCGUCCCUUAUCAGCUUGACAGCAGCAUCGUCCCUUGCAUGUGUAAUUUGUCUGUUGUCAGUAGCGUCCUUUAUUUGUCAGUUGUCUGUGCCGUCCCUAAUCCACCUUACACCCAUAGCGUCCUUUAUUUGUCUGCUGUCUGUGGCGUUCCGGAAGAUUCUUUAGUAGCAAAGAACGCAACCAUUCAAAACUGUGCCAGAAUCAGGUCCACUUAGUCUGUUAAUGAUAGGUAAAAAAUGUGCCCUCAACAUUCCUCAU